Caretta caretta (loggerhead turtle) is the source of this 1714-nucleotide messenger RNA. RefSeq names its product sorting nexin 17 (gene SNX17). Lineage: Eukaryota; Metazoa; Chordata; Testudines; Cheloniidae. The record is from RefSeq and is a predicted model, not a curated record. Gene Ontology annotation, molecular function: phosphatidylinositol binding. Gene Ontology annotation, biological process: endocytic recycling; signal transduction; intracellular protein transport. Gene Ontology annotation, cellular component: early endosome.
CUUUCGCGCACGCGGCGGGCGGCUCCCCCCUGUACGGGCCGCUUGGUACAUCCGCCGGACCGUACCAUCCGCCGCCCCCGGACCGAACCAUCCGCCGCCCGCGUCCCCCGCUGGGAGCGCGGCCCGAGCUGGCGGCGGCGCGGGACGAUGCACUUCUCCGUCCCCGAGACCGAGAGCCGCGGCGGGGAGGGCGGCGCCGCCGCCUACGUGGUGAGGGGGCCCGUCCGGGCCUACAACGUCCACGUGAACGGCGUGCUGCACUGCCGAGUGCGCUACCGGCAGCUGCUGGGCCUGCAUGAACAGCUAAGGAAAGAGUAUGGGGCCAAUGUGGUGCCCGCCUUUCCUCCAAAGAAGAUCUUCACCCUCACCCCGGCGGAGGUGGAGCAGAGACGAGAGCAGCUGGAGAAAUACAUGCAGGCCGUGCGGCAGGACCCGGUGCUGGGAGGCAGCGAGACCUUCAACAGCUUCCUGCGCAAGGCGCAGCAGGAGACGCAGCAGAUCCCCACUGAGGAGGUGCAGCUGGAGGUGCUGCUCUCCAACGGCCAGAAGGUCACGGUCACCAUCCUGACCUCAGACCAGACGGAGGACGUCCUGGAGGCCGUCGCCUCCAAGCUGGAUCUGCCUGAGGACCUAGUUGGCUACUUCAGCCUCUUCCUGGCAAGAGAAGCCAAGGACGGAGCCUUUUCCUUCAUGAGGAAGCUGCAGGAGUUCGAGCUGCCGUACGUGUCUGUCACCAGCCUCCACAACCCCGAGUACAAGAUCAUCCUGCGCAAGAGUUACUGGGAUUCUUCCUAUGACGACGACGUCAUGGAGCAGCGGGUGGGGCUGAACUUGCUGUAUGCGCAGACGGUGUCAGACAUAGAACGUGGCUGGAUCCUCGUCACCAAGGAGCAGCACCGGCAGCUCAAGUCCCUGCAGGAGAAGGUCUCCAAGAAGGAGUUCAUCCGCCUGGCGCAGACCCUGAAGUACUACGGCUAUCUCAAGUUCGAGCCCUGCGUCACCGACUUCCCCGAGAAGGGCUGCCAGGUCAUCGUCAGCGCCGGCAACAGCGAGCUGAACUUCCAGGUGCGGCUGCCCAGCGAGCAGAUCAAAGAGGGCAGCUUCAAGGUGACGCGCAUGCGGUGCUGGCGGGUCACGUCCUCGGUUCCCACGAGCAGCGGGCCGCCGGGGAGCAGCCCGGGGAAAGCGGAAGUGAAGCUGGAGCUGGCCUUCGAGUACCUGAUGAGCAAGGACCGGCUGCAGUGGGUGACCAUCACCAGCCCCCAGGCCAUCAUGCUGAGCAUCUGCCUGCAGUCCAUGGUGGAUGAGCUGAUGGUGAAGAAGUCUGGCGGCAGCAUCCGCAAGAUGUUCCGCAGGCGAGCCAAUGGGGCCCUGCGGCGCUCGGACAGCCAGCAAGCUGUGAAGUCCCCGCCCCUGCUGGACUCGCCCGAUGCCAGCAGGGAGCCCAUGCUCAAACUCUCGAGCAAGCUCACCUCCGUCAGCCUGCGGGGCGUCAGCCACUCCGGCUCCACCAGCGACCUGGGCACGGACGACUUCCACGGCAACUACGCCUUCGAGGGGAUUGGCGACGAGGACCUGUAGCCCGCUCCGGCCACGCACGGCCACUGCGGCUCUGGGGAACGACCCGUGUGCCUCGGCUGGGUCCCCAUCUGCCUGCCCUGCCCCGCUUCAGCCCCCUCCACCUGCCAUUGCCUUGGGGGGAGCCACCUCCCAG